Molecule: messenger RNA, 597 nt
Organism: Aspergillus candidus
Lineage: Eukaryota; Fungi; Ascomycota; Eurotiomycetes; Eurotiales; Aspergillaceae
Exons: 2
Coding region: 187-543 (118 amino acids)
Source: RefSeq, a predicted model, not a curated record
AAUUGUGAACAGUCAUUUCGGUUGCACCCAGUCCUACGAACAACCUCUUUGCCACCGGCAGUGGUGACAUGCGUGCGAGAAUUUGGAGAUACUCCACUUACACCGGGCGGUGAUGGGGUCUGUUUCAGACCCCCUACGGCAAAGAGCCCUGCUCGCCAUCCCUUCCUAAAUCUGGUACUAUCUGACAUGUUUAUUUCAACGGGCCUGCGGGCGAAUUUGCUUUAUCGAGCGGUGACAGUGAAACCAUUCCGUCACAUGAAACGUUUUGGGUACAAUGUCUCGUCUUCGGGAAAGGACGUGGAGUGGUUAGGAACAAUGCGCCAAAAUGCUGUACGGAUAGUCGCUUCGAUGUUUUUGCUUUCUAUAUUCUCGUUUGCUCCUUUUGUCCCCGUUAUCGUUGCGCGUGGUUUGGAACUCGGUCUUAUCGAUCUGUCUGGUACUCAAUUUGACUUGGAAGAGUUGAAAGCUGCCCACGCCCGAAUGUGCAUGACCUGGAGAUCCGGGCUCGUCAUGCUGACGUUCAUCGUAAGGCAAUACUUGUGAGUGUAUCGCGGGGCCAACGUAGUCGUUUCUUUGCAGAUGGAGAGCAGGCUCAAU